AUGGAUGUUUGGGACUCUAUUGCUCGUAACUUGAACACCCUCGCGAAGUUUGACCGACAUCAAUUCGACGGCAAAAAAGCCCAAGCCCAGUUCAACAUCUUGCUGAGGGACCACGGAGAACGCAACAACGCUUCGCAGCGUACAUCUGGGGUCGACGAGGAAGUCACCGAGAAAACGAUCCAUUUGGACGAUCUGAGCGCUCUGGUUGAAGAGGCGAAGCAGGAGGACAUGCGUCGUGCAGCAAGCGAGAUGAUGAAGGUGCUCACAUUAAUGAACGACGCAAACAAGAACGAGCUUGAGUUGCGCAAGUUCAUGUUCAAGAAGGAGCUGGAAGAGCGUCAGAAGGAACGAGAGGCCCAAGCAAGAGAGCGUGAGGCUCAUGGCAGGGAACGUGAGGCCCAGUUGCAACAAAUUCUAGCGCUCCAAACUACCAUGACUGCUUUGAUUACGACUCUUGUAAUUGACUUUGAUUACUAUAUAUCUUUACAAAUCAACUAUGACCACUGUAUCAAGAUACUCUUCUAA
Aphanomyces invadans is the source of this 525-nucleotide messenger RNA. RefSeq lists its product as hypothetical. The record is from RefSeq and is a predicted model, not a curated record. NCBI's taxonomy places the organism in Eukaryota, Oomycota, Saprolegniomycetes, Saprolegniales, Verrucalvaceae. The transcript has 2 exons. The coding region runs from base 1 to 525 and encodes 174 amino acids.